UUUUGUUUUUAUACAACAUCAUUACAUGAUAAAAAGUUAAUUUGUCCCACAUAUUGACUUCUUUUAAUACAAUAUCAUCACAUGAUAAAGUUGUUCCCAUUAAGAAUGGUUUAUUGUCUGUGCUUGCUUGUUGCUUCCAUGAUUUAAUAGGUAUCUCCGUUAUGUCCUCCAAAAUGGGCCGUGGAAAAAUUUUGAUAACCCAAGCCCAAUUUACAGAUCAUAUCUAAUGAAAAAGCUGCCCAAGCCCAAUAUUCAAAAGAAUUUUUUUUUCUCUAAGAUAAAUUUAUUUUCGUAUGGUCCACCAAUUUGAAGCUUGUGGCACUGAUAUGAUGAACAAAAACCUGACCACACACAUUCAUGAAACAACAUUAUGUUCAUAUGCUUUGUUUCAUAUUAAGUCCCAAAUAUCAUAUUUCAUAAAAUUAUUCCUAAAAAAAAUGAGUUAUCAUACUAAUUUCUCCCUAAAACCUCAAAAUCCAUGCACAAAACUUCCUACUAAAAAACCACCAACAUUAUUAUUAAUCUCAUCAUAUUAUUUGUCACAACCUAAACUACAUAAAACUCAUGUUGUAGCUCUAUCUUCAUCCACCCAAAAAACCCAAGAAAAUAAUCAGAAACUAAGCUCACCAAAUUCUUAUAAUGUUGAAUUUAAGACAAAGGGAGGUUGUAAGCUUGGAAUAGCAAGAUAUCCUGAUUUUGAGUAUGAUGCUGAAGGUGGGUUUGGGAGUGGAAGUGGUAAAAAUGAGUCAAAUGGUAAAAUUUUGGUAGAAUUUGAUGUUGAUAAGCUUUAUAUUCCACCAUUAACAAGUGGGACUACUAAGUUUUUGGGGUUGCCUUUGCCACCUUUUUUGAGGAUUGAUAUUGUGCCUGAGAUUUUCAAGGGAUGCAUUGAUCAAGAGUCUGGCAGGGUUGAUCUUGAAUUCAAGGCCAAAUUCUGGUUUUCAAUGGGGACAAUCUACAAAGCACCACCAUUACUGGUUUCGACGAACUUGACAUCUGAAGAAUCACAAGGAAAAUUGAGAAAAGGGAGAGGGCAAAGAAUGGAGAAAAAUGGAAACUGCAUGUUGGUAGGGGUGGCAACAGUGGAUCCUAUUGAUGAUCUCUUCAUGAAUACCUUUCUUGGCCUUCCUACUGAAUGCCUUGCCGUUAUGAACGCCACCAUCUCUUUAUAAUACUUCUACUUAUAUGGCUUAGCUUCAUAUUCCCAGCUCG
Chenopodium quinoa (quinoa) is the source of this 1212-nucleotide messenger RNA. RefSeq lists its product as uncharacterized. The coding region runs from base 294 to 1172 and encodes 292 amino acids. The transcript has 2 exons. Lineage: Eukaryota; Viridiplantae; Streptophyta; Magnoliopsida; Caryophyllales; Amaranthaceae. The record is from RefSeq and is a predicted model, not a curated record.